Messenger RNA from Mauremys reevesii (Reeves's turtle), 1638 nucleotides. RefSeq names its product HORMA domain containing 2 (gene HORMAD2). The record is from RefSeq and is a predicted model, not a curated record. Lineage: Eukaryota; Metazoa; Chordata; Testudines; Geoemydidae. The coding region runs from base 58 to 1149 and encodes 363 amino acids. The transcript is spliced from 13 exons.
AGCAGGAGGCGUCGCAGGGGUUCUAAUUGCAUGUCGAAGGCAGCACUUUGAGACGCUAUGGCCACGGCUCAGCUCUCACACACUGGGCAGAAGUAUAAAACCUCUAAGGAAUCAGUGUUGUUUCCACACAAAAUUGCCACUGACCAGCAGUCCGUGGUGCUGAUGAAAAGGCUUUUGGCCAUCUCUGUCUCCUGUAUAACAUACCUAAGAGGGCUCUUCCCAGAGAGCUCAUAUGGAACUCGCUAUUUAGAUGACCUCUGUCUAAAAAUCCUUCGUGAAGAUAAAAGCUGCCUGGGGUCACUGCAGAUAGUCAAGUGGAUUCAGGGCUGUUUUGAUGCUUUGGAAAAGAACUAUUUACAUAUGGCUGUCCUGGCAAUUUACACCAAUCCCAAGGAGCCACAGAGGGUGACUGAGCUGUAUCAGUUCAAAUUCAAGUAUACAAAGGACGGGCCCCAGAUGGACAUUGUCAGCACCAAAAUGAGCUUUGCAAAAGGGAUGAGCAGUGAAGAGAUUAAGAAAGGCAGCAUCCUGCUGAUCCGUAAGCUGUACCUCUUAAUGCAGAACCUCGGCCCCCUUCCCAAUGACAUUACCCUCACCAUGAAACUCUUCUACUACAAUGAUGUAACUCCUGAUGAUUACCAGCCCCCUGGCUUUAAGGAAGACAGCAGCCCAGAUAACCUGUUGUUUGAUGGAGACCCUGUCAACCUGAAAGUUGGGUCCAUAUCCACUGGGUUUCAUAUCCUGAAAGUAAGAGUGACAACUGAGAGCAAGAGGAUGAGGACUCUGGGAAGCAGCCUGAUCCAGGAGAACGGCCCUACUGAGAUCUCCCAUCAAGGGCUAGAUUGUGACGAAGAAGAGAGUAGUACCAAGAACAAUCCUCUGCCCAUCAUAGUAGAGUCGAGUAAAAAUAGGAAGGGUGAAACUGAUGCAGAUCCAGGCUGCAAAAAUGAAGCAUCUUUUCUUAACCCUCAAGACACAGGUAAAAAAGAAGACAUGGGAGUGAAGGGGUCAGACAGAGUACCCUGCACUAAGGCUUCUCAGCAGACGUACAGCCUGGACCUUGCAUUUAGCCAGGAAGAGAUGAUGAAGCCAAGGAAGAAGAGGAAGGUCAGUGAGCCGGUGCAGCUGCUUCUAGCAGGCAGGAACUGAUAAUUGCUGUGGCAUAUAGGACAUUUUAGAAUGUGCUGACUUGGAUUAUAACACACCUUAUGCGUUCUUUUAGAGCUGUCUAAUCUUUUCUCUUCAUAUUUAACUCUCUAGACAGUGUACAUAUUUCUGUUUUUACAUAGGUUAUAUAUCUUCUGGUUUUAACCCUUUUAUUGAAUAGACAUAGCAAGCAAAGUUACUCUCACAGCACUGUAGAUUAGAGAUACUUGUUGGAUGCUCUGAAGCUGCGGACCAGUGAUCUCUUCUGGGCAGCUUCUCUGGAUUUCAUUCCCACACUGACUGCAUUCCCUUUCACGCUAACGUGGUCCCCAGCAUCAGUGGCAGUAUUUCAGGAUGAUCUUUCUAAGGUGCCAGUGUCUGCAAGGAGCACAAGUCAGAUGGUUCGGAGUUUGUACCUAACUGCAUCAAAUCUGCCAUUUCCGGAGAAUAGUUCUGGUUUGUUAUCUAUGGAAAUAAACUAUAUAGACAUUU